This is a messenger RNA of Amorphotheca resinae ATCC 22711, 747 nucleotides long. RefSeq lists its product as hypothetical. NCBI's taxonomy places the organism in Eukaryota, Fungi, Ascomycota, Leotiomycetes, Helotiales, Amorphothecaceae. The record is from RefSeq and is a predicted model, not a curated record. The annotation marks the transcript as partial. The transcript is spliced from 3 exons.
AUCGAGCAAAGACAGACGAAUGUCCAAAUUCCUUUCAUGUUUUGCCCCGAAGUGUUUGGAAACCCACCUAAACUAUGCACUCAAUGUGGUGGAGACUCAUUACGACAUGGACAAUGCAACAACCUGUUAAUAUCUGGCCGCCAACCACUCUCAUGCCUCCAGUCAGGGAUACGCUGUUAUGGGUAUUAUUGUGCUUGCACCCAUGAUGGCGAGGAUCAUCAAACCCAAAUUACAUCGACAUUUGUGAUUGCUGGACAGACUGGAACAGUAAUAUUUGAGCCUGUGACACUCACAGAAUAUGCUGGCCUGCGAAUGAGCACUACAGUCACAUUGACAGACGUGGCAACCACGACAGAUGGAGGGUCCAGUAUGGAAACUGUUCUAGCCGUCAUUUUUGCAGGAGGAUUGGCAUGGCUUGCCGUUUAUGCCAAACCGGACGAUCCAAAUUGCCCGUCAAAUCCCGAAGAAGAUUGCCAAAAAUGUGGUGGACCAGACGAGGUUGGGCUUUGCUCUAGUGGUCCUGACGCGGGGUGUCCCUGCGAGGAAGUCCAGAACUGUCCCAAUGAACCCCCUUUGUGCACAGAUACCGAGUGUGGCGGCGAUAAUGGCAACUCCCAGUGCUCCGCAUCGGGUGCCAUCAAUGGCUGCCUCUGCUGUCCAGCCGACCCCCCUGAUUGCACCGACAGCAAUUGCUUGGGUACCAACGAACAAGAAUGUACAGCACUAAAGUGGGAUAAAUGUGGUUGC